AUGUUUUUAAUACUUUUAAUUGGAGCAUUCAUCGCCUCUUCCAAUUCAGCUGUAUACAAUGCGGCAUCUUCCAAGCAUUCCUCUGCACAUACGGCGUCACUGGCACCACGAUAUUUGCAUUCACAAACUGCUCAAAAUCCUUGGGAAUUUUUAGUAUCUGAACAACACAAGAUUUUAGCUGCACAAGUAUCUGCCCCGGAAGGAUCCUAUGCAGCUCCAGAACCAGCUCCAUCAUCCUACGCUGCCUCCCGCUCUGUCCAUAAAUCUCACCCAGCACCGGCACAUGCACACUCUCCAUCAUCGUACGCUGGCUCCGACUCUGUCCGAGGAUCUCAUGCAGCUCCAGUACCAGCUCCAUCAUCCUACGCUGCCUCCCGCUCUGUCCAUAAAUCUAACGCAGCACCUGCACAUGCACACUCUCCAUCAUCGUACGCUGGCUCCGACUCUGUCCGAGGAUCUUAUGUAGCUCCAGCACCAGCUCCAUCCUCCUACGGUGGCUCCAGCUCUGCCCAUAAAUCUCACCCAGCACCGGCACAUGCACACUCUCCAUCAUCGUACGCUGGCUCCGACUCUGUCCGAGGAUCUUAUGCAGCUCCAGUACCAGCUCCAUCAUCCUACGCUGGCUCCAACUCUGCCCAUACAUCUCACGCAGCACCUGCACAUCCACACUCUUCAUCAUCGUACGCUGGCUCCGACUCUGUCCGAGGAUCUUAUGUAGCUCCAGCACCAGCUCCAUCCUCCUACGGUGGCUCCAGCUCUGCCCAUAAAUCUCACCCAGCACCGGCACAUGCACACUCUCCAUCAUCGUACGCUGCUGUACACAAUGCUGCGUCCUUUCGGUAUCCAUCCCCAGGAUCUUAUGCAGCUCCAGCACCUGCUCCAACAUUUUACGUAGACUCGAUCGCUGCCAGAGCACAUUAUGAAGAACCAGCACCAGCACCUGCUCCAUCUUCUUACGCUGGCUCCCAAGGAUCUUAUGCAGCGCCAGAGCCAACUGCAACAUUUUACAUAGGCUCAAACUCUGCCAGAGCACAUUAUGAAGAACCAGCACCUGCUCCAUCAUCUUACACUUCCUCUGGCUCUUCCCAGGGACCCUAUGCCGCGCCAGCACCGGCUCCAACAUCUCUCAUAGUCUCGAACUCUGCCAGAGCACAUUAUGAAGAACCAGCACCAGCACCUGCUCCAUCAUCGUACUUAGCCUCUAUCCCCGCCCAUGAAUCUUAUGCAGCACCAGAACCUGCUCCGUCACCCUACGCCGCCUCUGGCUCUUCGCACGGACCCCAUGCAGCACCAGUACCUCCUCCGUCAUCUUAUGCUGUCUCUGGCUCUUCCCACGGACACCAUGCUCCAUCAUCGUACUUACCUUCAAGCUCCGCCCAUGAAUCUUAUGCAGCACCAGCACCUGCUCCGUCACCCUACGCUGCCUCUGGCUCUUCCCACGGAGCCCAUGCAGUACCAGCACCUGCUCCAUCAUCGUACGUAGCCUCUAGCUCCGCCCAUGAAUCUUAUGCAGCACCAGCACCUGCUCCGUCACCCUACGCUGCCUCUGGCUCUUCCCACGGACCCCAUGCAGCACCAGCACCUGCACCAUCAUCGUACGUAGCCUCUAGCUCCGCCCAUGAAUCUUAUGCAGCACCAGCACCUGCUCCGUCACCCUACGCUGCCUCUGGCUCUUCCCACGGACCCCAUGCUCCAUCAUCGUACUUAGCCUCUAGCUCCGCCCAUGAAUCUUAUGCAGCACCAGAACCUGCUCCAUCACCCUACGCUGCCUCUGGCUCUUCCCGAGGACCCUAUGCAGCUCUUGCAAGAGAUCCAACAUGCUACGUUGCCUUCGAAAAAGCUCCAGCAUCUCACACUGCGCGCAGCUCUGCUCGAAAAUCUAAAGGAUCGCCAUUUGCACCUUUCUUUUUUUACCUGUAA
This is a messenger RNA of Rhagoletis pomonella (apple maggot), 1920 nucleotides long. RefSeq names its product skin secretory protein xP2-like. The record is from RefSeq and is a predicted model, not a curated record. Lineage: Eukaryota; Metazoa; Arthropoda; Insecta; Diptera; Tephritidae. The coding region runs from base 1 to 1920 and encodes 639 amino acids. The transcript is spliced from 2 exons.